Molecule: messenger RNA, 432 nt
Organism: Dromiciops gliroides (monito del monte)
Lineage: Eukaryota; Metazoa; Chordata; Mammalia; Microbiotheria; Microbiotheriidae
Product: histone H3-like
Exons: 1
Coding region: 15-425 (136 amino acids)
Cellular component (GO): nucleosome
Molecular function (GO): DNA binding; structural constituent of chromatin; protein heterodimerization activity
Source: RefSeq, a predicted model, not a curated record
UGCUCUUUCGCAAAAUGGCUCGAACCAAGCAAACUGCUCGCAAGUCUACGGGAGGGAAGGCACCCCGCAAACAACUGGCUACGAAGGCUGCCCGGAAGAGCGCUCCUGCUACUGGUGGUGUGAAGAAGCCUCACCGCUACCGGCCCGGCACCGUGGCGCUGCGAGAAAUCCGUCGUUAUCAGAAGUCCACCGAGCUGCUGAUCCGAAAGCUACCCUUCCAGCGGCUGGUGCGUGAGAUCGCGCAGGACUUCAAGACCGACCUGCGCUUCCAGAGCUCGGCUGUGAUGGCCUUGCAGGAGGCGAGUGAAUCCUAUCUCGUGGGCCUGUUUGAGGACACCAACUUGUGCGCCAUCCACGCCAAGCGGGUGACCAUCAUGCCCAAAGACAUUCAGCUGGCCCGCCGCAUCCGCGGGGAGAGGGCGUAAGCCAGAA